UAUCAUCUUUAGACUUUUCUUCAUUUCUCCAUAAUUUGUUUUCCCUUAAAAUUCCGUCUUCCCGAUUGUUUGUGAACUGUGAUGAUGGUGGCAACUGUUGGUAGUGCUUGUUCUACAAGUACUCUUCUCUUUGGAAGCAAAGAAUUGGUUAGAAAUGAAUUAGUUUCAGGGAUUCGUAAUAAUAGUCUUGUCAGACCUUUCGAACCCAAGCAAUUUCGUUCUAUUCUGGCUAAAUCAGUUUCAAAGAGUAGGCAAGUUAGAGCUAUGGCUUCACAAAUUCCCACAGCUCCGAAAAGAGAAAAAGAUCCGAAGAAAAGAAUCGUUAUAACAGGAAUGGGAGUUGUUUCAGUACAUGGGAAUGAUGUUGAUACCUUCUAUAGUAGACUACUUGCAGGAGAGACUGGAAUUAGUAUUAUAGAUAGGUUCGAUACUUCGUCCCUCCCUACAAGAAUUGGUGGUCAAAUCCGUAACUUUUCGUCCGGAGGUCACAUUGACGGAAAGAAUGACCGACGUCUUGAUGACUGUUGGAGGUACGUUUUAGUUGCUGGAAAAGGAGCACUUGAAGAUGCCAAUCUUGGAACCGAAAUUCUUGAAUCCAUGGAUCGAUCAAGAAUUGGAGUUAUAGUAGGGACAGGCAUGGGAGGAUUAGCAACAUUCAGCGGUGGAGUUGAAUCUCUUAUACUAAGGGGAUAUAAGAAGAUCACCCCUUUCUUUGUUCCUUACUCCAUUACGAACAUGGGAUCAGCAUUAAUUGCUAUUGACAGAGGCCUAAUGGGUCCGAAUUACUCCAUUUCUACUGCUUGUGCAACCGCAAAUUUCUGCUUUUGUGCUGCAGCAAAUCAUAUUAGAAGAGGUGAAGCUGAUAUCAUGGUAGUGGGUGGCACUGAGGCUGCUAUUGUCCCAAUUGGUGUUACUGGUUUCAUAUCUUGUAGAGCUUUGUCUCAGAGAAACGGUGAACCCCAAAAAGCUUCCAGGCCAUGGGAUAGAGAUCGUGAUGGAUUUGUCAUGGGUGAAGGUUCUGGUGUACUGAUUAUGGAGAGCUUAGAGAGUGCAACGAAAAGAGGAGCCAACAUAAUAGCGGAGUAUUUGGGAGGCGCCGUUAACAGUGAUGCUCAUCAUAUGACAGAUCCUCGUAAAGACGGUCUUGGAGUUUCUUCCUGCAUAAUCAAGAGCUUGGAAGAUGCUGGAGUUUCUCCUGAAGAAGUGAACUAUAUUAAUGCUCAUGCAACAUCAACCCUUGCGGGAGACUUAGCAGAGGUUAAUGCCAUAAAGACGGUCUUUAAAAACACAUCCGAGAUCAAAAUGAACGGAACAAAGUCGAUUAUUGGGCAUGGGCUCGGCGCAGCUGGUGGAUUAGAAGCCAUAGCUACAAUCAAAGCUAUCACAACUGGAUGGUUACAUCCAACCAUUAACCAAUUUAAUUUGGAGCCGGAGGUAACAAUCGACACCGUUCCAAAUAUGAAGAAGCAGCAUGAAGUCCAUGUUGGUAUUUCCAACUCAUUUGGCUUCGGCGGGCACAACUCAGUUGUUGUCUUCGCUCCUUUCAAGCCCUAAACUGAAGAAACAUUCUUCGUUGUCUCCUCAUUCCCCCCUCUUUAGUCCCAAGCUUUCUAUUACCUUAAUGCAGGCAAUAUGAGAUUGUAAAAUGCUUCUUCGCAGCUAUAUCGAUUUCAUAGUUGCAGGCACAGUCAUUACCGCAAUUUUUCUAUCAUGUUCUCUAGCUAGUAUUAAUCUCUUUACCAACCUGCCGAGGUUAUUUGAUUUUGUAUUUUGACCUCCAUUCAAUAAAACUGUCUAUGAACUCUAAUGGA
Messenger RNA from Papaver somniferum (opium poppy), 1811 nucleotides. Its product is annotated as 3-oxoacyl-[acyl-carrier-protein] synthase I, chloroplastic-like. Gene Ontology annotation, molecular function: 3-oxoacyl-[acyl-carrier-protein] synthase activity. The record is from RefSeq and is a predicted model, not a curated record. Gene Ontology annotation, biological process: fatty acid biosynthetic process. The coding region runs from base 82 to 1554 and encodes 490 amino acids. The transcript is spliced from 8 exons. Lineage: Eukaryota; Viridiplantae; Streptophyta; Magnoliopsida; Ranunculales; Papaveraceae.